Fusarium coffeatum is the source of this 816-nucleotide messenger RNA. RefSeq lists its product as uncharacterized. The record is from RefSeq and is a predicted model, not a curated record. NCBI's taxonomy places the organism in Eukaryota, Fungi, Ascomycota, Sordariomycetes, Hypocreales, Nectriaceae. The transcript has a single exon. Bases 1 to 816 code for a protein of 271 amino acids.
AUGCCCGAGCUCAACGUCCCCGGCGCCAUUCUCCACUACGAGACCUUCGGCUCAGACGGUCCUCUUCUGGUUCUUAUACCCGGAGCCCAAGGCUGUGGCAGUAUCUUCCACUCCGCCGCCAAGUGUCUCGCCGCUCACUUCACCGUUGUGUGCUACGACCGCCGCGGAUGCUCGAAAAGCUUUCUUGAUGGCAAACAAGACUUCCAACAGCGCCUACAGACUGACGCUGACGAUGCUCAACGGCUGAUCGUUCACCUUUCUCCCGAUGGGACCGCCGCUGUCUUUGGAACGUCGUCCGGCGCCAUCGUGGCCCAACAGUUGCUGGCCAGUCAUCCCGAGUGUGUGACAAAGCUUAUUUCACAUGAGCCCCCAUCCUUCUCCAUUCUUCCAACGGAAUUCCAACAGCAGGCCUACGGACUCAUCAGCCACAUCUAUGACACAUAUCGAGCUCACGGUCCUGGCACGGCAAUGGAGGUCUUCUCUUCGAGUCUGUCCGAGGGUCCCGAGGCGAGCAUGAUGAAAACCGCCAUGGACGCAAAGCGCGGCGACGAGGUCCGCGCGAAUACUAUGUUUUGGUUCGAGUUUGAGUUGAGACAGUAUACGAGUGCUCCAGUCGAUGUUGAAGGCCUUGUCAAAGCGAAAGAGAAGUUGAUCCUCGUCAUGGGAGCGGACAGUGGCGAAGGAGCGAUGAUGGGUGUGAUUAAGACCAUUGCCGGACGAGUCGGCAUAGAGGUUCAGAGCAUAUCUGGCGGCCAUUUGGGUUACAUGGUUAAGCCUGAAGAGUGGGCAAAAGACGUAGUAGAGUUACUCAAAUAG